Molecule: messenger RNA, 2126 nt
Organism: Maylandia zebra (zebra mbuna)
Lineage: Eukaryota; Metazoa; Chordata; Actinopteri; Cichliformes; Cichlidae
Gene: glmna
Product: glomulin, FKBP associated protein a
Cellular component (GO): cytoplasm
Molecular function (GO): ubiquitin-protein transferase inhibitor activity
Source: RefSeq, a predicted model, not a curated record
GACAACUUCACGUUCGCGCGGUGCGUCCGUAGCGUGUAGUGUGUGUGCUUUUUUUUUUCUUCACCGGGCUGUUUGUGGAAGUUGAGCUGAGUUUCCCCUGUUUUUGAGGACUUCUGCAUGAGGACAACACCCGUAUGAAGACAGCAGGGAUGGCUCUGGAGCAGCUCAGUGAGGUGGUCCAAAGAUGUCAGGCUCUUCCAGACGACAGCUACACCACCGAGGAUCACAACAUCUUCACGGUUGCUGGGCAGACUUGUAUCGAGGAGGGAAACAGCGCGCAGGUCCUCAGUAUUGUGCUGGAUGAAAAGAAUCAGGAGAUUGUGAGAUGCAUGGGUUGGAACCUGCUGCCUCCGCUGAUCCAGGUCCUGCUGAAGAAAGAAGACAAGAAUCUUCCUCAGUGUCUGGCCAUUUUUAACCACCUGCUGGAGACGUGCAGACCGAAAGAGCUGCUGAUCGGCCUGUUGGAGCAGCUGGAGCAGGAUGAUCCUGAUACAAUAGCAGAGAGCCUCCAUCUGCUCUUGAAGCCUUUACAGAAAGUGCUCGUGCGCCUGGGCGGCCGUAAGGCGUCAUCCUUGGGCAUGGCGCUGUCGUCCGUGCUGGACCAGGUGGCCAAACUGCCUCUCCCUCACACCAAGGAGCAAGAGGAGGAUGACGUCUUUUCGUUUUGCCGGUGCUGCACUGACAUGAUAGAUUUCGUCAGACCUUUUGUUCAAGAAGUCAGGCAUAACCUGCUGAAUAAUGUGAUGCAGAGCGAGACUGCAAACAGGACCGUGGGCAGACAGGGGAAGGAUAAAGAGGAUGAGCUGCGGACAGAACUUCUGAAGUUCUGUAUGAAGAGUCUGAGUCAUCCUCUGUUGGAAGUACACCUCAAGGAUCCUGACACGCUGGCUCUGUCCCCCCUCAGGACUUUUGCCACCGAGAUUUUGAACAUCCUCGGUUCUAUCGGGGAGUCCCUCAGCAGUCUCGUGCACCAGCCUCUUUUGAAGAGAAAGCAGGUUCCCGGCUUUCUCGAGGAGGUGGUGCGUUAUCCUAAAGAGUCUUUGGCCAGCUUGGCUCAUCUGGUGUUUGUCCAUCACCUGGCUGCAGACACCUUCCCCACUGUUUUCAGUCCCGUGUUCAGUCUUCGAUGUAACAUCGAGCACGUCUCUGUCCUCCUGUCCAGAACUGAGGAGUCCAAGCUUCAGAAAGGACUGGAGCUGUAUGAGAAAAGUCUGGUGCGAGUCGAGGACGGCAGUCUGCGUGCCGACCUGCUGGAGAUUAAAACCUUCCUCACAGUCCCUCAGAACUUAAUAAAGGUCAUGACGAUAUGUCCAAAGCAUGAACUGAGAACUAAAGGACUGAAGGUUUUCCAGCUGAGCAUUGAUAAGUUCAACACUGAAGCCAAGUACAGAUUCUUCCAGUACAUGUUGAAGACGAGUAACCACUCAGGAGUUGAAGGCUACAUCAUUAAAAAUAUCAAGAAUCAGAUAGACAUUGCCCUGCAGCCAGGUAACAGUAACGUCUGGUUUGAAGGCAUUCAGCUCAUGCCUCUGCUGCGUAAGGUUCUUAUUCUUCCAGAUGGCCCAGAGACUGACCUCCUGCAGUACCUGGACAGAGUCAUGGAGUCUCUAAAUCUGCUGCGUUACCUGGUCAUCAGAGACAAAGUGACAGAGAACCAGACCGGCAUCUGGACAGAACUGUAUAAAGUAGAAGAUAUGUUCAUGAAGCCUCUUCGUGUUGGUGUGAACAUGUCCAGGGCCCACUAUGAAAGAGAGCUGCAGAACACAAUGGAGGCCAAGAAGAGCAAGGCUAAAGAAGAGUCUGUACUUUCUGUGUCUGUUGGUGGUGAGGAGCUGCCCAGCAUGACACCAGAGUCACAGAUUCAGGCUCUGCACUCUGCCCUGCACACGUUUGACAUGAUUGAGAGCGUGUUGGCACGGAUAGAGGAACUCAUCGAGGUGAAGGACAACCUGUAACCACACAAGCUCAUCUCAAACAGAAGACUGUUACUUGUUUCAAAACAAAGUGCUAGUGCACUGCUGGUCUCUUUGUUUUACAGUGUAAUUAUAAAAUGUUGCAUACAUUGUCAAUUAGAAGUUUAAAAAAAAAAAAAAAAAAGGCAAGUUUGUAUCAGCUCUGUAAUAAAC